AUGUGGGACCAGGUCCUGAAGAUGUUUUGUUCUAACAUGCCAGAGGUCGUCUUUGUUUGGAUAUCCAACAUGAAGCAGGUCCUGACCCCCCUGCUGGAGAGGGUACAGGACCUACUCCAGGCUCUGCCCUGGAAAACUGCCAGAUCUGGACCUGUGGCAGGGAUCAUCAGUGCCAUAGGAGUGGCUCUGGUGGGAGCCGCCUCCAGCUACUUCGCCUACCAGAAGAAGAAACUGUGUUUCAAGAUCCAAGGAGGUCAGGAUCCAGAGAGUGGCAAGGUCCAACAAGGUUCUCACUCUGACCCCCAAGCAUCGGACCCGUUCUCUGUCGGAGUUUACAGGAACCGUUCCAGCAUCAGCCGCUGCAGCACUAGUAGCACGCACCCGAUUCCCUGCAGACAAAGGGAGACCCUGGAUCUGCAGCAGACUGAAGACAGCCAUGUCAGUUCUGCAGCUGGCGAGGCCUUCGUGACUCUGGCCACCACAGACUCCUACUGCCAGGGAGCCGUUGUGGUGGCCCGAAGUCUGCGGCGCCACGGGACGACUCGCCACAUUGUCGUCAUGAUCACACCGAAUGUGUCUGAGCAGUCAAGACUUGCCUUGGAGAAUGUGUUUGAUGAGGUCUUCUCAGUGGACAUGAUGGACAGUAAAGACCAGGUCCACCUGUCCUUCCUGGGACGUCCUGAGCUGGGUACCACCUACACUAAAAUCCACUGCUGGACUCUGACUCAGUACAGCAAAUGCGUCUUCCUAGAUGCUGACACUCUUGUGCUGAGUAACGUGGACGAGCUGUUCGACAGGGGCGAGUUGUCGGCAGCUCCUGACCCCGGCUGGCCCGACUGCUUUAACUCGGGUGUGUUUGUGUUCAGACCAUCCCUGCUCACCCACAGCCGACUCCUGGACCACGCCCGGCACCACGGCAGCUUUGAUGGAGGUGACCAGGGCUUGUUGAAUUCCUUCUUCAACAGCUGGCCGGUGGAGGACAUCAGCAAACAUCUGCCAUUUAUCUACAACCUCUGCGCCAGCACUGUCUACAGCUACCUCCCUGCUUUCCAACAGUUUGGUCACAAUGCAAAGAUAGUCCACUUUGCUGGAGCAGUGAAGCCCUGGAGCUCACCGAGGGGAGACUCACACCUCAUGGAACGUUUUGCGUCCUUAUGGUGGAAGGAGUACCACUGGAAAGACAACCACACAACACCACCCACUCCAAAAACACAGCAGCAACAGAUCUUUGAACGAGAAGUUGAGAUACCAUUUAUACAGAACUUGGAUACCUCCGGUUCACUGCUUGCACAUUUCCGUCUAUCUGACAGUCCUCACUCACACACUGAAGACAGCAUGGAUUGGGGCAGUACGGUGGCUCAGUUGGUAGAGCAGCCGCCCCUUAGCGAGGUCGUUGGUUCCAAUCACAGCCGGGGGACCUUUAUGGUGGUGAGGUUUGAGGAUGAGUUUGGGUCCAACUCCAAAUCCAGAGGAGAGCUCCAGAGGGUGAGAAGGUCAAAAGUCAGGCAGGACAGGGAAGGCUGGCAACUGGUGGCAGGCAAGGCACGAGGAGGAUCAAGACAAGACCGAGAAGACCAGGACAGGAUCGAGGGAACCAGGUCCAAGAAGACUGGAUAA
Nematolebias whitei (Rio pearlfish) is the source of this 1617-nucleotide messenger RNA. Its product is annotated as glycogenin-1. The record is from RefSeq and is a predicted model, not a curated record. NCBI's taxonomy places the organism in Eukaryota, Metazoa, Chordata, Actinopteri, Cyprinodontiformes, Rivulidae. Gene Ontology annotation, molecular function: glycosyltransferase activity. Bases 1 to 1617 code for a protein of 538 amino acids. The transcript is spliced from 14 exons. Gene Ontology annotation, cellular component: cytoplasm.